CAGAUUUAUACAUCUGGUGAAACAUCUGACUAGUUGUUCUAUCUGUGGCUAUAUCGUAUUUGGAGCUAGCAAGCUGUUUGCAAACGGAAAAAUGUUGACCAUAUUUUGUAAAACUUUUUAUUAGUUCGACGAAAAUAAUGGAAAUGUUCAGUAAACUGACAAAUCUCUUUCAACAGGCGUUGGAGACAAGGGAGCCAUCAGUAAAUUUAUUGGACUCUUUUGUGGAGCACUGGAAAGGGAUAACCAAUUAUUACAUUGAAACUACUGAUGAAACGAGGCCUGUAAAGCAGACAGACAUCCCAUGGCGAUUGAAGCAAAUGCUGGAUAUCUUAGUUUACGAAGAGGGCCAACAGGGGCUGGAGGAGACGGGCCCUUGUAUGGAGUACCUCCUACAGCACAAACUGCUGGAGACCCUCUGCACCCUAGGCAAAGCACAGUACCCCCCAGGAAUGAACCAGCAGGUCCUGGUGUUCUUCUCCAAAAUCCUGGUACAAAUCCAAAAGCCAAUGCUUCACAUUAUCAAUGUGUAUAGGCCAGUGCAGAAGCUGGUUCGUCUGUGUGGUCUUCUGGGAUCGCAGACUGAGAAAGAGGAGGCUCAGUUUCUGUUUGUCGUUUGCUCCAGGGUGAAACAAGAUCCGUAUGUUCUCAACUACAUUUUAGAGAUUAAAAAGGAAAAUCUCUUCAAGAGGUCUAUUUCUUCCUCUGAGGAUACAGAAAACGGGAGAAGUGAAGAGGCUGUGCCUUCCAGUAACCCCACAGCCUCAAACCCUGCCUCCACCUCCAGUCCUCAACAGCACUCACCCACUGACUCUCCCUCCACUAUUUUCCCAGCCAAUGCAGGCCUCAUCCAUGUCUUGGUCCACUUGAGCAGAAGCCAGAAAAAAGUUGCACUGAAAGCCUUUGAGAGCUUGCUGCUCCUCGUCAGCCUACCAAAGGAAGAUACUGCAGUGUGCCUGGCUGAAAGCACCCCACUGUGUCAGCUACUGGCUGAGCGGUUGUGUGAGCUCUACAGCCAGCUCCCGGCCACGCUGGAAGCUGCAGACAUCCACAGUUUCCCCCAGACCCACUGGAGUGCUCCAUUCUCUCAGAACAGUAUGCAGGAAAGCCAGUCGUUUCCUGGUAGUGAGCACAUGGAGAGGUUUUUCUCUUGGCUGGACUUCCUUGACCAUCUGAUGAGAGAGGCACCAAAGAUCCUCGCUGUGAAAUUGGCCAAAGAAAUUCACCAUUGCUGGCUUGUCGGUGUUCUGCAGCCUGAGCUGCUCCAAAUGUCCGAGAUGGGCGUGCUGGUGAACACGGCGCUGCUGUGCUGCUCGGUGCGUCACAUCCAAUCCCCUGCCAUGUUGGAAGAGCUGGUCUCGUUCCUCCUGGGCAGACACACACAGAGCGAGCAGCGCUUGGACACAGAGAGUCAUGUGCUGCGAUAUCAACUUAUCGAGCACUGUGACCACAUCUCCGAUGAGAUCAGUAUCACUACUCUGCUCCUGUUUGAGGAGCUCCUACAGAAGCCCCACAGGGACAUUCUCUUCAACCUGGUCCUGAGGAACCUGGAGAACCGCUGCUACGUGACACACGCUCUGGGGGGAGGGGAUGACAGCAGGCAUUUCACCGACACCGAUCCCGUGGAGGAGAACGAAGAACUAGAGGAGGACCCUUUCUUCACAGACAUGUACGGCGUGGAUGAAUUCAACAGCUCAGAGCAGCUUCUGCCUCGACCCCAGCUCAUGAGAGAACCUCGCUGCAGUGGGCAAACUCAAGCAGCGGACAUUGUAAACAGCAGUUUUCUGUGUUUGGUCCCUCAAGAAGCAAAAACCUCUCAACAUGUCCAAGGUGCCCGAUAUGAAACGUAUGUCCAUGACGCUCAUGAGCAGUUUAAAGAGUGCACUACACUGUUGCUCGAUUGGGAUUGGCCGGAGUCCCUCAAACCAACCGAGUCGUCUGUAUCCAGUUCUGACUUCUUCGAAGGCCACUUCCUCAAAGUCCUGUUUGAUAGAAUAGGCCGGAUCCUUGAGCAGCCCUAUGAGCUGAACCUCCAGGUGACAUCGGUGUUGUCCAGGCUGGCCGUGUUCCCUCACCCCCACCUCCAUGAGUACCUGCUGGACCCCUACAUCAUCCUGGCCCCUGGAGCCCGCUCCCUGUUCUCUGUGCUCAUCAGGGUGAUAGGAGAACUGAUGCAGAGGAUCCAGCUGAUCCCAAACUUCAAAGAGAAGCUUGUGCAUGUCCGAAGGCAGCUGAUGGGCCUGGAUGGGGAGUCUGGAGUGGAUCACAUGCCCCUGCUUAAGGGAGUGAUCAUCCUAGAGGAGUUCUGUAAGGAGCUGGCGGCCAUUGCCUUUGUCAAACUUCCCGACAACAACACAAACUUGUCGAACACUGACACCUUGUGAAUCCUUGAACGGAACAGAAGAUGGACGACACCAGUCAAACAGCUGCUUACUUGCGUUGGUUGCACAAGUAAACUAGGCCAUAGAUGACAGGAGGUACAAGGACAAUGAGAUUGAUAAAGAUAAAGCAUUGGUACUUGCGAGAAUAGAAAAUGUGUAAGAGUCAUUGCACAGUCAUCUCCAUUUUUAAGUUUAUUGUAAAUGCUGAAAUGUUUAGCUUAUUUUGUUGGGUUUAAUCUUAUGUUACGUAAUGACUAUGCAAACUAUUUAAUAUCUUAAGCAAAUUAUUAUUACACCUGGAAAUAA
Messenger RNA from Coregonus clupeaformis (lake whitefish), 2684 nucleotides. It is a transcript of the gene fhip2b, whose product is annotated as FHF complex subunit HOOK interacting protein 2B. Lineage: Eukaryota; Metazoa; Chordata; Actinopteri; Salmoniformes; Salmonidae. Bases 138 to 2381 code for a protein of 747 amino acids. The record is from RefSeq and is a predicted model, not a curated record. The transcript has 17 exons.